CGGUUUAGGCAAGAAGCAGUGGAAAUCUAAAACAGACAAAAACACAUUUUCCCUUCAAAGCAAAUCCACCUCUCUCUCUUUCUAUCUCUUCAUCAUCAUCGUCAUCUUCUCGUCUCACCGGAAAUUCUUGUUCUUCAGAUCGCGAUGUUAGAUCCUUCAUCGAAUUCCCACAAAACCCAAUUGUGUUUCCCCAAUACCUCAGACGACCACGAAGAUUCCGGCGUCUGUUCACCUCCGCUAUGGAGAACGAGCCCGUCGAUGAGCCCUCGUCACCGGAGCAGUUACCGGAGCCUGUCGCCGUCUUCGAAGGCUCAAGCCAUCGCUCGCGGACAGCGGGAGCUUAUGGAGAUGGUCAGUAAGAUGCCCGAGUCGUGUUACGAGCUUUCGUUGAAGGAUCUCGUGGAGGCGAACGCCAGCGAGUUAGAGGAGAGGAAGGUGUUCGAUGAAAUGCGGCAGAGAACGAGUAAGCCGAAUAGGGUUGUGAAGAAGAUGAACAGCGAUAAAUGGCCGGAGAAGAAUCGGGCCGAGAGCGUGAAGAAUCGUGGGUUGCUUCUGAAAAUGGCGUUUCCGGUUAAUUUGGGUUCGAAGAAAAGUUCGACAAAGAAGAAGAAGAAGAAGGAUGAUGAUUCAUCUGUGACAUGUAAAGGGUAUUGUGUCUCGUCAAGGCCUUCGGACACUGAUGGAUCUGCGAGAGUUUGGGACAAAGAUUGGUGGAAGAAGGAAUUAUCUGAAUCGCAAGGGAGCGAUAGUGGGAUCUCAAGUAUUAACAGUGGAAGCACGAAGAGCAGUGGUAGUAGCAGUAGCAGUAGCAGUAGCAGUAGCAGCAGCAGUAAUCGAAGAAGCAGAGGCAACAUCAUAAGGGAAAACAACUCAGGUUGUUUGUGUUUCCUCCAGAAUUUACAUAUAUGUGACUGAUGUUCAUGAACGAUUGGUGACACACACAUAUAUAUAUAUAUACAUAUAUAUGCAUAUAUGUGUCAUGUGUGUGUGUGUAUAAGCUUGAAACUUUUCUUGGAUAUAUGAACAAGUACAGAAGAAUAUGAAGACGGGGAAAGAGGAAAUGGCGAAUGUAAAAACGUCGAGUGUGCCACCAAAUAUUCUAAUUUUUCCUUGUAAAAUUUUCCCAUUUUUUUGGGGGAGUAAUAAGUCUAUGUGUUAAGUCUAUUGGAUUUACAACUUUUGGAUUGUUCUGUAUAUCUUUUUGUUCUGUCACUUUUGUUUCUAUGCAAUGGGGGUGGAGACUGCUCGACGGUUGAUUUCGGGAUGUCCGACCCUCGGGAUAGCCGGCCCUGAAUCUGUCUCUCGGGGUACCGAUCGAGUUUGAAAUCUUAUUGCCGUAUCUAUGUCAUUUGAACA
Tarenaya hassleriana is the source of this 1356-nucleotide messenger RNA. RefSeq lists its product as uncharacterized. Lineage: Eukaryota; Viridiplantae; Streptophyta; Magnoliopsida; Brassicales; Cleomaceae. Bases 145 to 915 code for a protein of 256 amino acids. The transcript is spliced from 2 exons. The record is from RefSeq and is a predicted model, not a curated record.